This is a messenger RNA of Trichomonas vaginalis G3, 801 nucleotides long. Its product is annotated as phosphatidate phosphatase protein. Gene Ontology annotation, molecular function: phosphatidate phosphatase activity. Bases 1 to 801 code for a protein of 266 amino acids. The record is from RefSeq and is a predicted model, not a curated record. Gene Ontology annotation, biological process: phospholipid metabolic process. The transcript has a single exon. NCBI's taxonomy places the organism in Eukaryota, Parabasalia, Trichomonadida, Trichomonadidae.
AUGGAAUAUCAAGGAAAGAAGAAGAACUGCUGGCAAAAAAUAGAUGGAACUAAUGGAGUUAUUGCAAUCAUCUCUUGCCUCUUAUGGGGUGGCUUAUGGGUUUUGAAGCCUACGCCACUUUACGUUCCUCCAAAUGAUUCAGGUUCAAGUUUUCCAAAGGAUGAAAAGAAUAUUCUUCCUACAGCUAUCAUGGGUGGUGUCCUUGCCGCAGUUUUCGUUGUAGUUUUCAUUGCUGCUUGGCUCUUAAGCAAAUUCUUCCCAAAGUAUUUUGCUGAUUUCAACGGAUGGACAUUCCUUUGGGCUUUUGUUGCCGCUGAAGGCAUAAGUGGUUUCACAGUUUCCAUUUUCAAGAACUACGUUGGACGCACUCGCCCAGAUCUUUACUCAAUCUGUGGAUCCCAAGAAAUCAAUCCAAGUGAUCCAAGUACAUGCCCAGGUCUUUCUGCAUCCGAGUUUAAAGAUCAGUUCAGAUCGUGGCCAUCCGGUCACUCCCAAACUGCCAUGUCCGGAUUUGUUAUCAUUGCUUUCUUCGUUCAGAGAAUCAUUAAAUCAAAGAAUCUCGUCGGAACAUUUUGCGGUUCUUUAUUCAUAAUUUUGGCCAUUUGGUGCGGUGCUACUAGAAUUCGUGAUUACAAACAUCGUCCAGAUGAUGUUUUGGCCGGAUUCUUCGUUGGCUACAUCUUCGCACAACUUGUUUGGCUCCAAAUGAUUGGCAAUGUCUUCCCAGAAGAAGAUUUAGGCCAAGAUAACAAGGAUGACAAGUCUCUUCCAGAUAAUGAAAAUCAUCAAUAUGAUUUAUAA